GCGAGGCGCGUGCCGGACGCGUGGUGCAGAUCCUCCGGCGAGCCCCGCGCGGGCCCCCCGGGCGCGUGCGCGGGAGCGGCGCCGAGCGCCAGCAGGGGGCCCGCCCGCGGAGGCCGCGGCGAGGGGCAGUGCCACUGCGCGGAGUCCGUGUGGUCGCGGUGGUGCGGCAGCGGCCGCUGGGAGGGGGCCGUGGACCUCCACGAG
Molecule: messenger RNA, 204 nt
Organism: Prorocentrum cordatum
Lineage: Eukaryota; Dinophyceae; Prorocentrales; Prorocentraceae
Source: the annotation of a GenBank genome assembly